AUGAAGCUUGGUCGGAAGCGAUCCGGAAAGAUUUUGCUUUUCGCAAGCCGGGCGCGUGCCCGCUGCUCGUGUUUCUGCGUCCCCAACGUCCCCGACAGGCACAACAAGCUCACCGGAAGCAAGCACGCCACCCCCUUCAACAUCAUCGACGCAAUCACAGACACCCUCACCGAUGUCGACAUCGCCAAGCUUGACAUCGACGACCGCGUCCACUUCGUCCAUUCUGGCCACUACCACGAGCACCCCUACCACGACCAAUCGACCGACUUCCGUCUCUGCCACAUCCAGUCGGCCAAGCAUCUCAACAACCGCUGCUGGCGAAACCUCGCCAGCAUCCUCGCCGGUCCCCGCCAAUGGAAUAAGAGGAAGCAGGCUGGGCCUAGGCACUCCAUUGAAAUAUCGAAGCCGCUCCCCGGUUCCGGUCGCACAUACCCCGCGCGUGACGAUCGGGAACGAAACCACGACCCGUACGACAAGUACAACCAUGACAUCGAAAUGACUUCGAAUCGCUACGAGGACAUGGUCCCCAGCCAGCAGCCACGGACAAUGGUGUAA
Molecule: messenger RNA, 555 nt
Organism: Cordyceps fumosorosea ARSEF 2679
Lineage: Eukaryota; Fungi; Ascomycota; Sordariomycetes; Hypocreales; Cordycipitaceae
Exons: 5
Coding region: 1-555 (184 amino acids)
Source: RefSeq, a predicted model, not a curated record